Zingiber officinale is the source of this 1147-nucleotide messenger RNA. RefSeq names its product ras-related protein Rab11B. Gene Ontology annotation, cellular component: endosome. The record is from RefSeq and is a predicted model, not a curated record. The transcript is spliced from 2 exons. NCBI's taxonomy places the organism in Eukaryota, Viridiplantae, Streptophyta, Magnoliopsida, Zingiberales, Zingiberaceae. Bases 210 to 857 code for a protein of 215 amino acids. Gene Ontology annotation, molecular function: GTPase activity; GTP binding.
CCACACUCCUUGCUUACUCGCCCUUAUAACGGCAGCGGCGAACCCUAACGGCAGCGUCGACGACGAGGAACCGCGUUUAUUUUCCUUUUCCCUGAUUAGAAGAGAAGGACCGAGACUAAGUUCGCACUCGAUCUUCUGCCUGAAAAACUCUCGGUGGAGGUCCUAGUGGUGCAGCGGGCGACUGUAUUGGUGGCGAAGGCGGUGGAGCAAUGUCAUACAGAGCGGAGGACGACUACGACUACCUCUUCAAGGUGGUGCUUAUUGGGGAUUCUGGCGUUGGCAAAUCUAAUCUCCUCUCGCGGUUUACCAGGAACGAGUUCAACCUCGAGUCCAAGUCCACUAUCGGGGUCGAGUUCGCCACCCGAACUAUUCGCGUCGAUGACAAGGUUAUCAAGGCUCAGAUUUGGGACACCGCGGGUCAGGAGAGAUACCGAGCAAUCACAAGUGCAUAUUAUCGGGGAGCUGUUGGUGCACUAGUUGUGUACGAUAUUACUCGUCAUGCAACAUUUGAGAACAUAGAAAGAUGGUUGAAGGAACUAAGGGACCACACUGAUCCCAACAUUGUCAUCAUGCUCGUGGGAAACAAGGCAGAUUUGGGUCAUCUCGGAGCCGUUAGUACUGAGGAUGCAAAGGAUUUUGCAGAGAGAGAGCACACCUUCUUCAUGGAGACAUCUGCACUGGAAUCAUUGAAUGUGGAAGGUGCCUUUACUGAAGUGCUUACUCAGAUCUAUAAUGUCGCUAGUAGGAAGGCACUUGAAGCUGGCGAUGAUUCAGCUGCUUUACCAAAGGGACAGACAAUCAAUGUUGGAAAGGAUGAUGUUUCAGCUGUUAAGAAAGUUGGCUGUUGCUCCACUUAGGUUUACAAAGGAAGCCGCUGAACUUAUGGGAACAGCAACAGUUCACAGGAUUAUGCACUUGUGGCUGGCUUUCCGUUGCUAACCUGCAUGAAUACAAUGGAGGUGAUUCCUGUUGGAACUUUGUCUUGUGUGUUUGAUGCAGCCUUGAGAUGAUUCAAAGUUAGGAUUUAAAACUGGAUUGUUGCUUCAAAAACCUUAUUUUAAUUUCAUAAAAAUUUUGUAGCUAUAAGCAUGUCUGUCGUAACAUUGUGUAGAAUGUGUGAAAUGUUCUCUCAAAACAAUUUCUGUCU